AUGUCGUGGAGCACAUCGAUUCCUUUAUCACAGAAAUCAGAAGUCAUCUUUUGUUCUUCAUCAAUCAUCACGGAUGUUGACCUUGAAGAAGAUGACAUUGUUGUGGUUGAUGUAGAUGUUAAAAUAGAAGGUGAAGAAGUUCAUAUCAAAUCAGAAAGAGAACGAUGGUCGAAGGUAUGGAGGUUUUUUGAAAGACUUCCUAUUGGUGAUGAAGAGUUAUCUUUAGAAGAACUUACUGAUGAUGUCAUGCAAAUGGAUAACAAGGAUACACAAGUUGAGGACGUUUAG
Lactuca saligna is the source of this 288-nucleotide messenger RNA. The record is from the annotation of a GenBank genome assembly. NCBI's taxonomy places the organism in Eukaryota, Viridiplantae, Streptophyta, Magnoliopsida, Asterales, Asteraceae.